Messenger RNA from Rotaria socialis, 1689 nucleotides. NCBI's taxonomy places the organism in Eukaryota, Metazoa, Rotifera, Eurotatoria, Philodinida, Philodinidae. The record is from the annotation of a GenBank genome assembly.
AUGGCAUCAAAUAAUAAUAAAAUCAUUGAUGAAGGAUCGAUAACGCAAGAAAAUGAUUAUUCACCACAACAAGCAAUCAAUGAACAAUCAUUACGAGAAGAUCUUGAGAAAAAUCGAGAAUUACUUAAAAGAAAAUUACAAACACGCCGAUCUUUUCAACAGCUAGUUGAUGUGGGCAUUAUGCCGGCAACUAAUGUUUCGUUAGCAUUCUAUCAAAAACGUAAACAAUUACAAAUGCGAAAAACACAAGAUAUAUUAAAAAACAAAAUUCUUCUAAGACCUAAUCGUCAAUUACUAAUCGAACAUAAUAUUCUAUCGGAUACAACAGCUUCACCAGCUAUUCAAAGAACUCAAUGCAAAUUAAAACGUGCACGUUUAGUUGAUAAUCUCAAUAAUAAAUUAUCUGUACGCCCAGGCAUAUUAGAAUUAGUAGCAAAUAAUAUAUUUAAAAUAGAUUCAAAUGUAAAGCAAGCUAUACAAGAUGGAUAUAUUCGAUAUCCAAGUUUAUCACGACCACUUCGUCAGAAAGUAUCAUCAUUUUCAAAUACAACGAUAUUUAAACGUUCGUUAAAUUCAAUACCAAAAUCUAAAUCAUGUUUAACAUUUCAUGAAUACAAAGGACCAUUGAAAAAAGUUGAAAUAAGUAAAGUUCCGUUGCACGCAGCAUCAAAACCACUUGAACAUAAUCAAACAUCGAGUGAAAAUCAUUAUAGAAUUCAAUUACGACAACAACAAUUAUUUCUUGAACUUAUUCGCAAUGAUAAAUCUACAGGCAAUUCAAAUAAUUUAAUAGGUAGCUCUUUACAACAAUCCAUUGAUAAUAUUCAAUCGUUUGAAACAAUGAAAUUAGCAGAUUUAAAAUCAGAAUGUAAAAAAUUAAAUAUUGGUUCAAGCGGUACAAAAAUGAAAUUAAUUGAAAAAUUAAAAAAUGCUCGAACACAAAUCUCAGCGAAAACAAUGCUUCCAUCCGAUCCGAUCAAUAGUCAAUCGUUACCAUCUCCUGUUCAAUUUUUAUUACCAUCGUCAUUAAGUGAUCAAGAACUCCAUCAUCAUCAACAACAAGAACAGAACCUAAUUGAAGUAGAAAAUCAAUUAGAAACACUAAAACAAUAUGAAUCUUCUUUAUUAUAUUCAAAUCAAUCAUCUUCAACUUUUCAAUCUAGUGAUAAUUCUAACAUGAUUCUACAACAAUGCAAUUCUAUACUAUUGCCACAAACACCAAAUCAAGUUCUCAUUGAACAACAAGAUAAAUCAAAACAAAAUCUUCAACAACAUACAAGUGUACCUUUAACACCUGAAUCUGUUGCACAAUAUCUUGCUCAACCACAAACGUCAGACAACCAUUCAUUGUCAACAUAUCAUUCUAUCUUGUCUUUAUCAACUCAAUCGUUUACGAACCAAACAACAAAUAACGAUGUUAGUUUUAAUCUAUUGGACGAUUAUAAUGUACCAGAUUCAUAUGAUGAUUCAAAUUUAAACAAAGUUAUUUCAACAUGUAUAACAGAUAUGGAUUGGAUCGCAGUACCAUCUCCAAGUUUAAUUGAUAAUAAUCUAGAUUUUACACAGUUUUUUAAUCAACUUGAUACUGAUCAUUGCCAGCAUCAUCAUCUUCCUUUUGAUUCAGCAUUUCAACAAAAUACGCUGUUCUUUGAUACGUUUUCUGCAUCAAAUCCAAUGAUUGAAAAUUAG